Molecule: messenger RNA, 1785 nt
Organism: Penicillium angulare
Lineage: Eukaryota; Fungi; Ascomycota; Eurotiomycetes; Eurotiales; Aspergillaceae
Gene: gpi16
Product: GPI-anchored transamidase subunit GPI16
Exons: 3
Coding region: 1-1785 (594 amino acids)
Biological process (GO): attachment of GPI anchor to protein
Cellular component (GO): GPI-anchor transamidase complex
Source: RefSeq, a predicted model, not a curated record
AUGACGGUCCCCUCAAUCCUCUCUCUCUUUCUGGCGAUUAUUGUCACUCUAUGGGCCUCGCCUGUAGUCUCUUCGCCUGACUACCAUGAGCAACUUUUCCUCGAACCGCUCCCCAAAUCCUCCCUACUAGCUUCGUUCAAUUUCCGGGGUAAUACUUCGCAACAGUCGUUUGACAACCAGCACUUCCGAUACUUCCCAAGGGCAUUGGGCCAGAUCCUACAACAUGCGCAUGCAAAGGAAGUUCACCUGAGAUUCACCACGGGUCGAUGGGACGCAGAUAGUUGGGGCUCACGACCAUGGAAUGGCAGUAAAGAGGGUGGCACUGGGGUUGAGCUUUGGGCAUGGAUUGAUGCGUCAAAUGAUGAAGAGGCGUUUGCAAAGUGGAUUACCUUGACACAAUCCUUAUCAGGGCUGUUCUGCGCUUCGAUGAAUUUCGUCGACUCAACCCGAACAACACGACCCGUGGCCUCUUUCGAGCCCAUGGGAAACCACAUGGGAGCCAACUCUUUACACCUUCUUCAUGGAACACUCCCUGGAGAAGUUGUCUGCACAGAGAACCUCACACCCUUUUUAAAGCUUCUUCCAUGCAAAGGCAAAACCGGAAUCUCCACGCUUUUCGAUGGUCAUAAAUUAUUCGAUGCAGCAUGGCAAAGUAUGUCUGUCGAUGUACAGCCUAUUUGCUCUGCCGAUGGUGAUUGCCAAGUUCAAAUCGAACAGACAGUCGAUAUGGUUCUUGAUAUUGAACGGUCUAAGCGCACACGAGACGACCCAAUCCCUCGUCCAUUGCCGAAUGACCAGCUCGUUUGCGACACAUCUAAGUCAUAUAACUCAGAAGAUACGUGCUACCCAUUAGAAAAAGCGGCAGAUAAGGCCUGGAGCUUGAAUGAGGUAUUCGGAAGAACCCUGAAUGGCAUUUGCCCCCUCGCGGACUCUAAUGAGCAAUCUGUGUGCCUUCGAGUGCCUCACGAGAAAACCGUAUUCACAACACAGGGUGCUUCGGAGAUGAAGCAAGAGGAUGGAUUCACUCGUUGCUUUUCUCUAGCCCACUCAGAACCCUUUGACCUCUCUAUCCCAGAACAGGAAGUACAUACGCAAGUCCCAAUAGAUGAGCCAGUGUUGCAUGCGGAGCGGACCAUUGUUGGCCACGGACAAGAGCGUGGUGGUAUGCGCAUUAUUUUUGGUAACCCAUCCGACACUACUGCGGUUGACUUCAUAUACUUCGAGUCACUUCCCUGGUUUUUGCGACCUUACAUCCACACUUUACAAGCCACGAUCACCGGAAAGGACGGCGUGCGUCGAGAAAUCCCGGCCAGUGAUAUCGUGACGGAUACGUACUAUCGACCUGCCAUUGACCGUGAACGGGGAACUCAGCUGGAACUUGCUCUAUCCGUUCCUGCCGCUUCCACGGUCACUCUGACAUAUGACUUCGAGAAGGCUGUUCUCCGUUACACCGAGUACCCACCAGACGCCAAUCGAGGGUUUAACGUUGCUCCGGCUGUAAUCCAUGUGUUGGACGGCGCGGAUACCCAUCCAACCUACAUCCGGACAACAAGCCUCCUACUCCCACUGCCAACGCCUGAUUUCAGCAUGCCUUACAAUGUAAUCAUUCUCACAAGUACGGUGAUCGCGCUUGCAUUUGGAACUAUUUUCAAUAUUCUUGUGCGACGUGUCGUUUCUGCGGAGGAAGCGGCUGUCUUGAAUUCUCAAACCUUCAAGGCCCGACUGGUGGGCAAGUUGGUAGCUAUUCGGGAUCGUUUCGGCAAGAAGGAAACCAAGGUGGAGUGA